This is a messenger RNA of Miscanthus lutarioriparius, 1710 nucleotides long. Lineage: Eukaryota; Viridiplantae; Streptophyta; Magnoliopsida; Poales; Poaceae. The record is from the annotation of a GenBank genome assembly.
AUGGCAGGCCUCUUGGACAGCUCGAGCGGUCUGUGGACCGUGCUCGGGCAGGCCUCGAACGUGGCGCAGCUGGUCGGCGUGGACGCGCUCGGGCUGGUGUCCAUGGUCGUGCAGGCCGCGUUGGCGGCGCGCCGCCACCGCGACGCGUGCCGCCGGCUGGCGCAGCACGUGGAGGUCGUCGGCGGCCUGCUGCAGGAGCUGGAGCUCGCCGAGCUGAUGCGGCGGGAGGCCACGCGGCGGCCGCUCGAGCAGCUCCAGGGCGCACUGCGGCGGUGCUACGCGCUCGUCACGGCGUGCCAGGACUGCGGGUACCUCCGCAGCCUGUUCCUCGGCGCCCGGAUGGCUGACGAGCUCCGCGCUGCGGAGAAGGAGAUCGACAUGUUCAUCCGCUUAGUCCCACUCGUCGCCCUCGUCGACAGUACGCAUGAUCGCAAUGCCAAGCAGACUGCCGAGGGAGUACCAGGUCUAAUCACGAAUGGUUCAAACCAUCAUGUCAGGCUUCCAAGAAGUGUUUCGGACUUCACCAAAAUACACAUUCAAGGAGCUACACAAGUUUGCAGUGUUGCAAAACAACCAUUAGCAGGAGCACUGGACUUAAGAGAACAGAAAAGUCUGGACAUUGAGGAACUGUUGGAGCUUUGCAUCCGUACUCAAGAGAGUUGCUCAGGAUUCAGAAGGUUUGAAUUCUUCCAGAUUAUUGAUGCUACAGACAAUUUCUCAGAAAGUAGAAAAGUCGGGUGGGGUGGUUUUGCUACAGUUUACAAGGGCCAGUUGACCAAUGGAAUCAUGGUUGCCAUCAAAAGAUUAGAUGAACAUGCAACAGUAUUUGAUUUCAAUAGUGAAUUGCAGCUUGCGAGUCUUCAACAUAUCAAUCUUGUUAGGUUACUAGGGUGGUGCGUACAUGGAAAAGAAAGGCUUCUGGUGUAUGAGUUCAUACAGAAUGGUAGCUUGGACCGUAUCAUCUUUGAUAAAACAAAGGGGGCAUUGCUAAAUUGGUAUAAGCGGCUGCGGAUUAUUAAAGGGUUAGCUGAGGGGCUUCUUUACAUGCACAAGCACUCACUUUUAUGGAUCAUACAUGGAGACUUGAAGCCAAAUAAUGUCCUCUUAGAUCAAGACAUGAACCCAAAGAUAGCUGAUUUUGGAUCAGCUAGAACGCUAAGUUCAGAUAUAGCAGAAGGCCGUACAAUUAGGAUUGUGGGAACCCGUGGUUACAUAGCUCCAGAGUAUGCAUCUCGUGGCCUUUAUUCAGUGAAGAUAGACAUAUUUGGCUUUGGGGUGUUGGUUCUUGUGAUCAUUAGUGGGCGAAAGAACACCAUACUCGAGGAGCAAGGAGACACUGUUGGCAACCUCGUACGAUAUGCAUGGCAACUAUGGAACGAUGGAAGGCUACAUGAACUGGUUGACCCAUUGUUGAGCGAGAGAUAUGAAAUUGCGGAGGUAGUGAGAUGUGCUCAGGUGGCACUCCUGUGUGCUCAGGAAGAUCCAGCAGACCGCCCCACCAUGUCAGAUAUAGUCGCACUCAUGAACUUUGAAAGCACAAGUUUAUUACCGAAUCCUAAACCACCAUCUAAGCUGAUUAACAGUGGUGCUACGGAUGACAAAGUAUCCACAUAUUUUGGUGAUCAAUCAAGCAGGACAAUAGACAUAACUAUCACGAGUUCAGCUCCCGCUUCAACUAGACUCCGUAUUAUUGUAGACCGAGAGACCUAA